UGCAUGAUUCUCUGCUUGACCAAGUGGACAUUCUACCUUACAGGGCUUUUCUUUCCUGUCCUUAAUAUUCACUUUUGUAUUGACUUCUAGUGUCUUCUGAACAAUGUUGUCUUGUAAAUGAUGUCCAAACUUAUUUUUAAAGGCAGGUGCUUAAGACAUGGACUGAUCAACACACUGAACACGUGACUAGACGUUGUUCUCCCAAAAUUUUGGUCAGGCACUCUUGGUUUGUGGAGGAUUAUGAUGAUCGCAUGGAUGAUACUUGCCUCACUCUUCUGCAACAGCGCACAAGAUGGAAAUUCAAAAGAAGACGGUGCUUUUCCCUGUGGACCUGACAGCAUGACAGUUAGAACUUUAAACCAGAACAUCCUGCUAACAUGGGAAGACAAACCAUCUUGCAAGCCACUAAAUGAUGAGCUGACGUAUGAUCUGGAGGUGUUCAUUGCAGACAAGCAGAUACAUCGUGAAAAGGUGGCCGUUUCACCAGAUCAGAUUGGAUCUACUCAUUACUGGAACUGGACAUCCCAUUUUGCAUUGGAAUGUGCCACACACACACUACGGCUCAGUUCUCGAUAUAAAAACCAGAGCAGCCAAUGGAAACAGGAGCGCACUAUUCCUGGACAUAAGGCCUUGGAUUGGCCAGAGGUGUUUCCACGAGACAAAGUGUUUCAACUUGGCAGUCGAGCUACUUUUUGUUGUGUUCUUCCAACGGGUGAAUCUCUGGAGAAACUUUAUCUAAGUGGAAACAGCAGCGCUAAUCAGAAUAUUAGCCAGAUCGGCAGCCACGCAUACGCCCUGACCGUCGACCUGAACAGAGCAUCAUCGACCAGUUGCACCGAUGUAAAAUGUGAAACAAAGACGUCUGAUAAUGGAGCGUGUGCUUACAUUGGAUACCCUCCUGCUGACCGGGAUCUUUCCUGCGAAACUCAGGACUUCCAAACGGUUGAAUGUCAGUGGACGGUAGGACGGAAUACACACCUGGCUAUUGCAAGUCCGACGACCUAUCAACUGCUUGGAAGUGUGUGUGCAGAGGGCUUCAAGGGGAGAUGCUCUCACAAAAUGCAAGUGGAGGCUGGAGAGCGUCUUUGGACUGUGACAGCACAAAAUCAGCUUGGCACAAUCACACUCACACACGAAGCUGACCUGACGAAAAGAGUCCACAUGUUUGCCCCAGAAGGAGUCAAAGUCUCAGAGGUUGGUGCCAGAAAUGUCAGUCUAAAGUGGGAGUGGUCAGUACAAACAUACAACCAUCUCAAUCUAACGUGCCAACUACACAUCAGCCAUGGAUACGCACAAAAUAGCACGAGUGAAAGCGUUGGGGUCGGCCUUACUUCUGCAAUCUUGAAGGACUUGAUUCCCAAUUGGACAUACACAUUGAUGAUACGAUGCAGUACUACUCAACAUUUCUGGAAGUGGAGCAAGUGGAGCCUCGAACUCACGUUUCAAACGCUGGGCGAUGUUCCAGAUGCUCUUGAUGUGUGGACGCAAGUAAAGGACAAGUCUGUAAUUACUUGGAAAGUACCACUGGCGCACCAAAGCCACGGAGACAUAAUAGAUUAUGCAAUAACAUGGGCGCCCACCAAGACCCCUGACAGACGAGAGAAAUCCAGUGUGACGCACCCGAAGAACAGUUUUGCUCUCCGUCUGAACUCCACAGACGAGUAUGCAGUCAGUGUCACAGCCAGGAAUUCCAAUGGAAGCUCUUCUCCUUCAUCCGUAACAAUCCCCAUCCUCAAUCCAGGCGGCGGUGUAAUUAAAUCUUCCAGGAUACUCGGCAGUAAUGGCGGGUUCAACCUAUCCUGGUCUCCCAGUCCCUCAGCCAGCUGCGGUUUUAUCGUUGACUGGCGUCCGUUUGUAGGGACAUCUGGGGUGGACUGGCUCAGAGUCCCUCCCACUGAAACUAAUGUCAAUAUACAUUCAAAAAGCUUGGGCGAAGGCGUGAGAUACUUGCUGUCAGUACAUGCCUGCACACAAGGAGCUCCAGUGCUUCUGGAGAGAAGAGAAGGAUACAUCAAAGAGAAAAUCAUACCAGAUGGUCUUUUCAAGCCGUUUACAUGGACACAAAGGAAUAUGGAUGUGGAGGUAACCUGGAACCGUGUAUCUCUACAAGAGCAGCCUGCUUUCAUACAAGGCUAUGUUCUAUAUUGGGUGGACAACAACAACAUUGUCAUGAAUAUCAGUACAGACAAUCCUCAGGCCACCAGCCUGACGGCAAGAAACCUUCAAAUAAGUUCGUACUCAUUCACGCUGAAGGCAAGAACAGCUGUGGGAGAAUGCGGGGCGACACAUGUCACCGCCAUCUUGAAUUCACCGACUGAUAACCUGAUCAGCGCAAUCUGUAUCACCCUUGUUACUCUUUUGGUUUUCUUACUUCUCUUUGUGGUCUUUUGCUGCAGACACUGGGAAUGUAUCAAACUGGAGCUCUACCCGCCAAUCCCGAAGCCAGUGUUUAAGGAAAAGUGGAUAGCAUCACUGAAAAGUUGUCAUCCUGUUUUUAUGGAGAUGAGUCACCACGAGAUCGAACUGAUGACGAUUCCAAAGUUACACUGCAAAUCUGAGGUGUCUGCAGAGACUGAUUGUGUGGACCAAGGACAUGUUGGAACUACAAAUAGAGUAGAAGCACUUAGCAUCCCCAGCACAGCCAUGACCUGUGAGACACCACCAUCAGCAUCAUCAUCUCUUGCGAGAACGACAUAUCUCAACUCUUCAUACAACCUGAUGCUGAACAAUGGGGUCCAGCAGCCCAUCUUUGGACCUGGCUCUCAGGAGACACACUCUUUAGUGACGAGGUCCAAUGGGUACCACCCUCAGCGAAAUACUGUACAUCCAGAAGAUGCUUCGGAGAGUCUUUUGCCUUGUGUCUUUACCUAUAUUUUGUUACCAAGGUCUGCUUCAACCGAAUAGUUGCUGCAUGUUCAUUUAGCGAAUAGUUAAUACACUGAAUAGCACGUUUCCAGUUUACAGACAACUCACAGCACUUUCAAACUCUAUUCCAUGGGGAAAAUGUUCCUUAAAAUGUUACUGCCAUGAUCUCACAUGACAGUUGUUAUUACUAUCUGUAUUUUGUAUUAUUUCCUGUCUGGCGCGCUUUUUUUUAUUUCAUUCCACUUUCUGUUCGCCUCCAUUUACCACAACUUGUCACUCGUCCGCAUCCCCCUUGCCAGUUGUAGCUGGCACCUGACUUGGGGCAUCAUUUAACUGUCCAUGGAUUUCAGCAUACAACAUUAUGCAAGCACAAACCUCAGAAUGUAUGUAGGCACAAAAAAUUCACAUUCAUAAAUGCUGGGCACACUUGUACAUGCCCUUUAUUAUAAAUCACACCUGCAGUGAAUUGUGUGCAGAAGAGUUCCUCCCUGGUGGUACACCUUUCCUGGUUGUCUGCUCCCAGACCGUGGUCGAGGAGCGCAGGGGAUACGUUCCCUCCAGGGCGGAUGUUAAAGUUAAAAGUUCAAGUACCACUGAUAGUCACACACACACUAGGUGUGGUGAAAUUUCCCUCUGCAUUUGACCCAUCCCCAUGUUCACCGUCUGGGAGGUGAGGGGAGCAGUGAGCAGCAGUGGUGGCUGCGCUCGGGAAUCAUUUUGGUGAUUUAACCCCCAAUUCCAACCUUUGAUGCUGAGUGCCAAGCUGGGAGGUAAUGGAUCCCAUUUUUAUAGUCUUUGGUAUGACUCGGCCAGGGUUUGAAAUCAUGACUUCCCGACCUACCCUCCACUUUACCUGGCAGUGGGUCCCUACAGUUCCGCUCUUGGGUCGGAAUGACAAGGACGUUGAUUCGUUGCAACUCUGUCACUUUAUGGUUUUCCACAAAGCUAUCCACCAAGCUACUAGCGCUCCUGCACACUAACUGCUACCGCUCCCUCACCUCACUCGCCCACUUACUCACUCACCACUCACCUCACAUACUGCCAUUCUUAAAGGAGCACACACACACACACACACGCUACUCUCACAACACCUGUCGUAAAGGUUUGAAAGUUAAGUACCUACAUUUAACCCUUGUUGACACCUUUUUUUUUUGAGUCCAGUGACAUUUAUACAAACCCUGUUACCUUAUGAGUUGGGAAAUUGUGUUAGAUGUAAAUAUAAAAUAUAAAUACAAUGAUUUGCAAAUCAUUUUCAACCCAUAGUCAAUUUAAUGCACUACAAAGACAAGAUAUUUGAUGUUCAAACUCAUAAACUUUAUUUAUUUUUUUGCAAAUAAUAAUUAACUUAGAAUUUCAUGGCUGCAACACGUGCCAAAGUAGUUGGGAAAGGGCAUGUUCACCACUGUGUUACAUGGCCUUUCCUUUUAACAACACUCAGUAAACGUUUGGGAACUGAGGAGACACAUUUUUUAAGCUUCUCAGGUGGAAUUAUUUCCCAUUAUUGCUUGAUGUACAGCUUAAGUUGUUCAACAGUCCGGGGGUCUCUGUUGUGGUAUUUUAGGCUUCAUAAUGCGCCACACAUUUUCAAUGGGAGACAGGUCUGGACUACAGGCAGGCCAGUCUAGUACCCGCACUCUUUUACCAAGAAGCCACGUUGAUAUAACACGUGGCUUGGCAUUGUCUUGCUGAAAUAAGCAGGGGCGUCCAUGGUAACAUUGCUUGGAUGGCAACAUAUGUUGCUCCAAAACCUGUAUGUACCUUUCAGCAUUAAUGGCGCCUUCACAGAUGUGUAAGUUACCCAUGUCUUGGGCACUAAUAUGGGUUGUAUUUGUAUUUGUAUAGCGCUUUUCUACCUUCAAGGUACUCAAAGCGCUUUGACACUACUUCCACACCCCCAUACCAUCACAGAUGCUGGCUUUUCAACUUUGCGCCUAUAACAAUCCGGAUGGUUCUUUCCUCUUUGGUCCGGAGGACACGACGUCCACAGUUUCCAAAAAUAAUUUGAAAUGUGGACUCGUCAGACCACAGAACACUUUUCCUCUUUGUAUCAGUCCAUCUUAGAUGAGCUCAGGCCCAGCGAAAACGACGGCGUUUCUGGGUGUUGUUGACAAACGCUUUUCGCCUUGCAUAAGAGAGUUUUAACUUGCACUUGCAGAUGUAGCGACCAACUUUAGUUACUGACAGUGGGUUUCUGAAGUGUUCCUGAGCCCAUGUGGUGAUAUCCUUUACACACUGAUGUAGCUUGUUGAUGCAGUACAGCCUGAGGGAUCGAAGGUCACAGGCUUAGCUGCUUACGUGCAGUGAUUUCUCCAGAUACUCUGAACCCUUUGAUGAUAUUACGGACCGUAGAUGGUGACAUCCCUAAAUUCCUUGCAAUAGCUGGUUGAGAAAGGUUUUUCUUAAACUGUUCAACAAUUUGCUCAUGCAUUUGUUGACAAAGUGGUGACCCUCGCCCCAUCCUUGUUUGUGAAUGACUGAGCAUUUCAUGGAAUCUAUUUUUAUACCCAAUCAUGGCACCCACCUGUUCCCAAUUUGCUUGUUCACCUGUGGGAUGUUCCAAAUAAGUGUUUGAUGAGCAUUCCUCAACUUUAUCAGUAUUUAUUGCCACCUUUCCCAACUUCUUUGUCACGUGUUGCUGGUAUCAAAUUCUAAAGUUAAUGAUUAUUUGCAACAAAAAAAAAAGUUUAUCAGUUUGAACACCAAAUAUGUUGUCUUUGUAGCAUAUUCAACUGAAUAUGGGUUGAAAAUGACUUGCAAAUCAUUGUAUUCCGUUUAUAUUUACAUCUAGCACAAUUUCCCAACUCAUAUGGAAACAGGGUUUGUAAAUGAGGAUCCUGGACUGGUGGCCAUUACUUUGGUCCUUGCCUGUCAUGAUCGUACAUGACAGUUGUUACUGUAUUUUGUACUGUCUGAUGAUCUUUUUUUUGUUGCACUCCCUGUUUGUCUCUAUUUACCACCACUCCUCUGGUCUAAAUGCAGGCUGCCUCACCUGUGCCUGUUUGCCAAUUCGGAUGCUUCUUGGAUCAUUAGUUUUGAUUUGCUCGGCUUUCCUUUUCCAUUUUUCCUUGAUGCACAUCCAUGCUACACAUCUUUAGUUUUGUUCUUCCUGCUUUGUCCCUAAUAAAACAGUCUCAUACUUAC
Messenger RNA from Nerophis lumbriciformis (worm pipefish), 6006 nucleotides. Its product is annotated as leukemia inhibitory factor receptor-like. Gene Ontology annotation, molecular function: protein binding; cytokine receptor activity. Gene Ontology annotation, cellular component: membrane. The record is from RefSeq and is a predicted model, not a curated record. NCBI's taxonomy places the organism in Eukaryota, Metazoa, Chordata, Actinopteri, Syngnathiformes, Syngnathidae.